UUAUUAGGUAACGAUUAAGUCAUAGUGAGUGAGCACAAAUUCUCAAGCCAGUGACAUAAGCCAAAAUGGUUUCGAAACUAAUAGUAUCCAUUUGUACAAUUUAUUACUGUUUCGGUUGUCUCCUCAUGGUUGUAAAUGCACGAUCCACAAAAUAUAAAGAGCUAAAACCCGUGCUAAUUAAAUCGGUCGUGUCCCAUCCUAGAAUUUCAUAUAACAAUCUGGACACAUCAUCACCGUCUUCGUCGCAAAGUAGCCAAGAGCAAGAAGAAGGGCUGACUUCAAGGAAAAUCUACCAAUUUCCAGGACCUGGACAUCAUCACAAUAUCCGUGGGCCACCACCACCAGCCCCACAACAACAAGAUCCGGAACGGGGACAAAUUCUUCACCGACCAAAAUCUGGGAGAAGAAAUACUCAAACGUCAUCGGCAUCGUCACAGUCCAACUAUCAAAAUCAGAAUGAGAUGCCAAACGACGCUCCCAUGUUGCUCAAUGGGAAGGGGAAGAAGGUCAAAUAUGUGCCCACGAAUACGAUGGGAUACCAAGGACCGGAAAAACCUCCCCAGGUGUACGUGAUUAGCAGUGGUGGGGACGAAGACGAGGAGAACAGCAACAACGGUGGCAAUGGCGUCGUAGGGUCGAUGCAAACAUACUUCAAAUCCAUGACAGGCAGAAUUAGGGCAGCAUUCCAAGGACUUAUCGGCGGAAUUACAGACUAAUGAAUCUAUUGUCUGCCUACAAAUUAUUUAAAACCGUUUUAAACUACCAGUCAAACUAAAAAAUAAUUGUUAUAUAACUGAAUGAAUUGUUACGUUACGUUAAUAUUCAAUAAUGAUGGGUGUCUCUAUCAUUAAUAAUGAAUUUCAUUAUUGUGUUAUACGUGUAUGAUAUAUAUUUCAUUGACUAUGUUGACUAUUUUUAGUACU
Folsomia candida is the source of this 923-nucleotide messenger RNA. RefSeq lists its product as uncharacterized. The coding region runs from base 66 to 716 and encodes 216 amino acids. Lineage: Eukaryota; Metazoa; Arthropoda; Collembola; Entomobryomorpha; Isotomidae. The transcript has 3 exons. The record is from RefSeq and is a predicted model, not a curated record.